AAAAAAGGAGAGAGAGAGAGAAGACAGAGUCAAUUCAAUUUCACAUCUCUGAAAAAAUUUCAAAUUUUUCUUCAGAUCAAAUUUCACGUAAUUAAAUUCGAUUUCCCAUUACUUAAAAGCGUCUUCUUUCCCGUGCCCAGAGCUCAAUUUCCUCUAAUUUGAUCGAGUUUCGAGCUAUGUCUCAAUCUCAGGGAUAGAGAGAGAGAGAGGUUAGAGGUCAUCUUCUGAAAUUUGAUUUCUUUGAAUUUGAUUACUCAUUAAUCAGAAACAGCUUCUUUCUCGUGCCCAAUUUCUUCGCAAUUUGAUUGUAAUCCGAGUUUUUCCGUCUCUCUCUCUCUCUCUGUAAUCUGUCAUGGCUUCUUGUCUUGUUAUGAACAUAACAUGAUAGCUAAUGAUUACUGAUUCUGAUAAAUUUUCCAGCUUUCUCGGAAACAAAAAACAAAAAAAGCUCUCUGCUUUAUUCUAUUCAAAUCCCGAAUUCAUCGUUUUUAAUUUCCAGAACAAGAUUCUGGAGAAUCUCUUCUCUUCCAUUGAUGGGUAACUCAAAAGACAGGAUCAAAUUCAACGUUGGAGGUCGAAUCUUCGAAACAACAUCAACGACGCUCGCAAACGCAGGUCGCGACUCCUUCUUCGGCGCGUUAUUCGACGACGAAUGGAACCUCUCGCCGUCGCCGGAAAAUCUUUUCAUCGACAGAAACCCAGAUUGCUUCGCCGUUCUUCUCGAUCUCCUCCGCACCGGAGACCUCAACGUCCCUACAAACAUCCCAGAGCGUCUCCUCCACAGAGAAGCUUCCUUCUACGGCUUACUCAACCACGUGAGAACCGCUAAAUGGGGCCCAUUCGACGGAAACCGUCUCCGGUUAUCAGAUUCCGUCAAAGGAAUCGCUCCCGGAGACGGAACCGCCAUCAGGGCAGGACCUGACGGUGGUUGCUGCGUGGCGCACGGGAGCGUAGUCCACGUGUUUGAUUGGAUGCUUGAUGAGCAUUAUCCGAUCAACCUCGAUUACCAGAGAGUGAACGAUGUUGGAUGGAUUGAUUCAGACAACAUCGUACUCUCUGCUUGUGAGAAAUUGGGAAGAGGAGACGGUGGCAUGGGACUGUUCAGCUCAUCUUCAGGUGAUCUCCGGUAUAAGUUUCAGGUCUCUCAUGAGAACCAGGUCAAGAGUUACACAGCCGGAGCUUUGAGUUUCUCACCGGAUUAUAAGAUCUUCUCUAGCUGUAAAGGAAGGAGUAAUGAGUAUGGGAUCGGAGUUUGGGAUCAGAUAACCGGAAAACAAACCGAUUUCUUCUACGAGAGUCCAGGUUGGUCACUAGGUGAUGCUGAUAAGCUACAAUGGUUGAAUGGUAAGAACUGUCUUCUUGUAGCUACAUUGUUUCCAAGAAAAGACAACUGUUACAUUAGUUUGCUUGAUUUUCGAGACAAGAACAUGGUUUGGUCUUGGUCGGAUAUUGGUUCUCCUAUGGCGAUAGAUGAGAAGAGGGUGAGAGAUGCUAUAGCUAUGGAAGAUAGUAACUCCAUCUGCGUUGUGAAUGAGUUUGAGGAUUUGGGGUUUAUUGAUCUGAGGAUGUAUGGAGGUAGCGUGAGGUGGAGUUCUAGGAGCAGGUUGAUGAAAAGCAAGAUGCCUGACGAGCCUUGUUACCCUAAGCUGGCUUUGCACGAAGGUCAGCUUUUCUCUUCGAUGAAUGAUUCCAUCUCUGUGUUUUGUGGACCGGAUUGGGUUUUGACUUCUAGGCUGAGAAGAAGCUAUGGUGGCUCCAUUUGUGAUUUCUCCAUUGGUGGGGAUCGGCUUUUUGCUUUGCAUAGUGAAGAGAAUGUGUUUGAUGUGUGGGAGACUCCUCCUCCUCCGAUCAUCUGAUUCAUUGACUCAAUACUCUCUGGUCUGUUUUUAUUUUCCUUUUGUGUGUUUGUUUGUGUUCUUAGAGUCCUUUAGAAAACUACAGAGAAAUAGCAAUAGGCAAAGAAAACUAUAGCAAUAGAAAAAUGCUUUAGACUGAUCUUAGUUUUGUUCUAAAAAGAAAGUGUUCCUUAUUGUGACCUGUGAUAUAAGAAAUGAUAUCGAUCUUGUGGCUCUUAAACUGAUCAAGGAUUCAAAGUUCUUAGUUG
Molecule: messenger RNA, 2104 nt
Organism: Eutrema salsugineum
Lineage: Eukaryota; Viridiplantae; Streptophyta; Magnoliopsida; Brassicales; Brassicaceae
Product: BTB/POZ domain-containing protein At2g24240
Exons: 1
Coding region: 534-1856 (440 amino acids)
Biological process (GO): protein homooligomerization
Molecular function (GO): protein binding
Source: RefSeq, a predicted model, not a curated record